CAUCAUUCCGUCAUAUCGCAUCGACCGAGGUGGUUGUAAAAUAAAAAGAUAAAUAAUAUGUGUAUUAAAUCUAUAAAAAUGUAAAUUGAAUUACUAACAUGAAUGUUAAUAUCUUUAUAAGAUUAAACGUGCAGUUGUCGGUCUCUUGACCAUUUAAUAUUCAGCUGCUAUACAGAGAAAACGUAUAAAUGGGUGACGUUCUAAGCUUAUUUUCUGUGAUAAUAAUGAAAUUUAAAUCUAAGUUCAAUGAAAGUAAGAUUUAUUUUCACUUUGAUCUUCCGUGGGAGAAGCUGAAGACGGUAAAGUGGAUGAAUGAGAAGGCCACCGCGAACAGAGCUUACGUUCCUACGACAGUUGAAAAUGUAGCGAACGUGUGCACGCACGCACUAUGCGUCGCGCCUGCAUCACUCGGUGCGCGGGAGUUGCUGACACGAUCCGUCAAUGCACCGCAGGCGAUUGCUGCAGUCGUCUACGGGCUUGCAUUAUGCCUCCUCUUCGCGGUAUCCACCACCUUCCACUCUGUAUGCUGCUGCAGGUCUGAUACUAAAAUGAAACACUUCCUGCACCGUUGCGACCGGGCAAUGAUUUACAUAUUCAUCGCGAGUUCCUACUUCCCGUGGCUGACGGUCGGCACGCUCUCCUGCUGGAUGCUCAGGGAACUGCGGUGGGUGAUCUGGCUGCUGGCUGUCCUCGGCAUCACGUACCAACAGAUCUUCCACGAGAGAUACAAGAUGUUGGAGCUGCUCCUCUAUCUGGUCAUGGGGCUAGGUCCGGCGGCCAUCAUUGUCACGUCUAAUCACCAGUUCCCGGCGAUGUACGACCUGAAGCUGGGCGGCAUGCUGUACCUGGCCGGCGUGUUCUUCUUCAAGUCGGACGGCCGCAUUCCCUUCGCUCACGCCAUCUGGCACAUAUUCGUCGCGCUGGCUGCCACCGUUCAUUACUUGGCCAUCCUGCGACAUCUCUUCCCAGAACUUAAAUCUCAUUGAAGACUGCCCCUUUAACCUAUUGAAUCUCCAUUAUUAGAGCUCUCUAAAGCUAUUUUUGUAUCCUAACUCGACAACAAGGCCGCAGAUUAAAUAAUUCAACCGACAAUCGUCCGAAGUAUCGGACGAUCGACGGUGUUGCAGCUCCGAUUUGCGGCUUUGUGCAGUCGUUAACUUCGUAAUGUGUGUGUGAAUCUUUUGUGUAGUGAUUUGGUAUAGACUAAAAUAAACUACAGUAGGUUUGAUGCUGUUAGCCGGGACGAAUCGUAAGUGUAUACCUAUUCGAGUGGAUGUGUACUACCGUAAUCGACAUAUAAUACGCGGUUGUUAUAUUUUUUCGGUAGGAUGAGCACUAAUUGAAAUUUUGCAAUGAAAAUUAUUAGUCAUCUGUUGUAAUUGUACAUUUUUCUAAACAAAAUUUCAACGCAUAUCGUAGUUAGUUAAUUUAAACACAAGUCCGUCGGGACUGCGUGUCGCCAGAACAAUAUCGUAUGCAUGUAAAUAUUAUGACAUAGAGUAGUGCUCGAGUCGAGUCGCGCAGGUAGUACGUGUAAGUUACCGUGGUAUACAGUUACGUGAGCUUCCGGUCUCUCCACGCGCCAUACUGCAAUCAAUAUUGUCACAUCAAGGCCACAUGCCGCAGCAUCCACGCUUGUACUCCGGAGCUGUGUUCAACACGUGUCACUCAUCUUUCUUAUAUCAGAUAUUGAAUUACAUGUUGACGGGAAAUAGCAAUACAACUGAGGACACUCACAUACCUACAUAUUUUGGAGGCAACUUAUAAUAUCGACAUCAAUGCAUGACUAAUGAUUUUAUACAUAGUUCACAUUACGGUGUUCUUUAUUUAAAUGGGUUUUGUUUGUAUAACAUGCAGCCAUUAAAACAUUGCGUCUACACUAGUGUAGAGUAUUAGGGAAGUCAGCUCAAAGCGGCCACCUUAACUUUGAGUUUAAAAAAAAGCCAUUGAACGAAAGAUUUUUAAAGAGAAUUUUAUACUAGCUAGUCGAGAAUUUAUCGAAUUUUUGUAAUGGCCAAUUGAAAUUUACGUAAGUUGAAUAAUAAUCAUAUGAUUUGCAGAUUACGAAAACUUGUCAUAAAACCGCUUUGCCCGAGUGGUCGCCCAAAGCGGCCACGGGGGUAAGGGCAACGUGGCCACCCCAAAAGUUUUCAAGCAAUGAAUUGUUUUUUGUUGGAAAAUACCGUGAUUGACAAAAUAAAAAUGCAAAAUCAAAAAUCAACACAUAUAAUUCACAUAAAAAAAAAUCAACAACAUUUUACCUAUUUUAAUCACAGUCAGUCAUAAAAGUAAUUUAUAAAAAUCGAUAUACUUGGGAUUUGUUGAAGCCUCGAGCACUGGCUAUGGAUGUGGGGUUCUGGUUGUCGCCAGGUCAAAUUAGGAUGACACAUGAUGAAGCCUUUAUAAAAAUCGUGUCCAGCCGUUUCAUUUUUAAAAGGAUGUGGAAUAUGGUUUGAUUCAGCAAAUUGAAAAAUAAGCUGCAAAAAAUCUUCCUUUGUGAGGCCAAAAAAGAGGUUGUCCAUAUGAAACAAGUACUCUAAGACGCCUUCUUCCUGUUGUGGUGUAAACAAAAUAAAUAAAAAUUAUAUCUAUGCAGCGAUAAUAUGAAAGUAAGGGCAAAGCGGUCAGUUGACCGCUUUGCCCGGGCCGCUUUGCCUUUUUCAACCAUUUUAUUAAAAAAAAUAUUUUCACUCACAUUAUUAACUAUAUUUCGAAGCAAAUACCACACAAAAAAGGCAAAAUAGAUAAGUAACGUUAAACGUGCAAUAAAAGCAUUUUAAUAUAAAUAGUUUUGACCAAAACAGGUUGAACUUACCUCGUAUUAUUUUAACAAAACGCACAAAAAGAUAUUUGUCGUUACUAGAACCACGCGUUCGUUCUCCUUCCUGAAAAUGAGUGACUGGCGCGGAGAGGGAGGUUUGGUUAUACGUACAGAACAGCAACGUUGCGCUAUCAUUUCAAAUAACCGAAAAAUUAAGAGUGGCCGCUUUGCCUCCUAUGGCCGCUUUGAGCUGACUUCCCCUACACAUUUAUCGAUUAAUCGGUCGAUGAUUUCGGCAGGAAAUUGCGAAGGAAAUGUAUUCCUGUUGCUGCUUCGCUCGCCCACAUUAUGUACACCGUAAUGAGUAGUAGUCGUUUACGAACUACGAGUACCUAUCGAGUGGAGUACGAUACUCGAUAACAAAGUUUUGUAAACUUGUCAAUCGGUUUACAACUCUAUUCACGAACAGUAUUUAUAGACAAAUGUUUGUCCGGAUUGACCGUUGUCCUAUCACGAAAGCGAUAAACAACGAAAUGGAUUUUCUUUGAAAUAGAAAGUAAUUUAACUUUGGAAGUGGUUGAUUUAAAUGGUGUUUCCAUUUAAAUUGAGGGGUUUAGUUUUCUAACAUAGCCUACAUAAGGAUUUGUUUUGUAUGUUAUAACGUAUAAGACAAUUCCUUGCGGUUAGAGCAGCAAUUUCACUUUAAGCUUGGGGAGGGCUCAAUGUCUUUCUUAUAAGUUGCAUGUCGUCCUAUAAGACAGUGGACGAUAAGCGGUUUUUUCCAGUGUCCCAGUAGUGUUGUCCGUCAUGUGUGAUGUCCACAUCCUGCAUGAGACAGACGCUUGUCGUGUGGCAGUGACGGUUGCCGAGAGCAGUAUGGCGCGCCCCUCACAGACACUAUAGAUACGAGUAUUUAUUAGACGUAACGUUACAUAUUAGCAGCAUGAACCACGUUCGGCCAAACUUACUACAAAUGGUAAAUGUGUGUAUAUUUUGUAACAUAUUGUUGAACUUAUUGUACUAUUGUUGUAGUGUUUGUAGUCGUAUCUCAGAAUCUCGAGACCAAUCCAACCCUUUUUAGAGUAACUAUUUAAAAAAAUCGUAUUGAGGGUUUUUAGAAACGUUUAUACCUAUUAACUUAUUAUACUUAUACGGAAUCCAGUUUUUUCAGCGAAAUCUUUUAUACACCUCAAUGUGACUUUUCCUUACCUAGUAUUAGUCGUUAUAGUUUAGCUAGUUGAAUGUAUAUACCAUCUCGUGUCUAUGGAAUAGGAUUUUAAAAUUUUAACAUCUUCAAUAAUGUUUAUUUAAUUUUACCUAAAUUAUUUAUUUAUAUGUCCCAAUUUAGAUUUUUUAAGGAUUGCUCAAUCGUUCGUGUGAUUAGGUAAUAUUUUGCCAGACUUCCAAUGAUUGCAGUAGGAUGUGCGAGGUAUCGGUUGCGUGUUGGUGGCAGUGGUAGGUACCUACACGCGAGGGAUGUGUUAUCACGCUGGCACCGCCGAGCAUUGUUCCCUGUGUCCCUGCGCUCACUGUGCUCUUACGAUACCUGAACAAUCGACUCUGUUUCAAAACUAGGACGACAGCGCCUCCAUACUUGGACAGUUGCGUGCUCACACAAUGGACAGAGGGAAAUGAAAUGUAUACCUUCAGACCUUUAACCUGUUUGGACUACAAAUACUCUUGCUAAAGCGAUAGCAUUACUUUAUGAUAAAAUGUGUUAAUUUGUAAUUAUCUUUCAAUGGGUUACCUAAUCGAAGGUUUUAGUGUCGCAUGAAUCAAGUGCUAUAUUUUGAUUUUGUAAUCAUUCUAGUCAUUGUAUUUGCUACAAACAUUUGUGUAUUGAAUGUGAAUUAAUUUUAUGCAACGUGCAUACAGCCGCGUGGUUGAAAGAUCAACAACCGAGUCAUUGAUACUGGACGGUUUUAUUUAGGCUAAUUACAUUUCGGAUGCGCGGCUUAUGACAUUACAAGCGAAUUGGUUGAGUAAAGAAUCAUGACAACCGGUUAGCCAAGGUUAUCACAGGGUAAUAAUCAACUAUUACAAGAAUGCACAAACACUGAAAUUAUUAAUUCAUUCAACAUAAUUAUCUCACUACAAUUAGUUAAAUGAUAUGAAAUUUAUUUUAAAAUUAGGGAAAGGUAUUUUUGUUUUAGAGUACGGUGUCAGACAGGCGUUGUAGCGAUACCUGUUUGUAAUAUCAAAGUAGACGAGAACUCCUCUAAAGUGCAAAGUAUUCGUAAGUAGGGAAGGGUAGCGUCGAAACGUGUAACAGUAAUGUUUCGGAUAUUAUUAGGGUCCUAUUAUUAAAUACGUACGAUGGAGACAAUUUUCUGUAGUCAUUAUAAUAUCGAAUUGUGCUCGACAGUACCGGUAUGUAAUACUUGUCGCUUUGAUAGUACCUAGCCAAAUACAUGUUGUAUGUGCUCGUGUUACGACUGUUAGUGACUGUCGCUGUAAAUGUUAUUGUUGCUAAAGCAAUGCGUGUCUCAAGUCUUCCAGAGAUGCUAUUGGUAGGUCUUCUAAAUCAAAUUAACAUUCCUUUAUAAUUCCAUACAUUUUAAUGUAAUCAAACUCUCUUACGGCCGUCUUCCUUUGACGUACCUUUUUUAUUUUCCAACCACCUUGAGUCACAAACUCCUCUAUUUUAAAACUCUGUCUGACUUUUAAAUAAAUUAAAAUUAUGGCUUAAUAUUAGAAUAUGAUAAAAUUGAAAAUAAAAUUGAUAAUUCGAGUUAAUAAGAAAUAAAUAUUUAUAUUUUAGCUGAAAUAUUCCAUUUUAAAUUAACUUUAGACUACAGGUGAUUUAAUCGUUUCCCACUGUUGAAAAUUGUACCCAUUAUAAUGUUAAAGUUUUAUGUAAAUUCAACAAUAUUAUGGCGUAUUACGUCAAUGUAACAAAAACUAGAUUUUGAUGUAUUAAUUAGUGGGAAUAAUCAUCUCGUUAUACAUAAUCGGCUAUCGUAGGAGCGUCCACCGUUGAAAUAUUCGAGAUUUACUUGAGACCAUUGUUUGUCUAAUGCCAGGGAUUAUUUGACACUAUUGUAUCGGUGGACACUCGUACGAGAGCAAUAACUUGUUGUCUGUGCGAUGUUUAAUGUGAUGUAACGUGUAUUGUUGUAGAUGGUAAGAUAAUGCAAACAUCUUCACGUAAGGCAGGUAACACAGUGGACUGCGUUCUAUUGUAAGCUUGGUAGAAGCCUGUUCCACGCAGUUUCUAUGUGUGACCACAUAUCGAGGAUGAGAACAAACUUAGUCCUCAUUGACGAUCGAUCUUGUUUAUCGAUAAAUGGCUGUCUUCAAACAAGAAUUUUAUCGAUUUUCUAUCGAUUAAACAGUUGAACUCGAACAUUUGUGUACAAGUACAAUAUUUAUUUUAAUUUAUAUCAACUUUUUAAAUUAUUAAGAAUUCUGUCUAAUAUGUUACCUGCUUUACAAAUAAAAUCCAGUGACUAUUCUAUAUAAUUUUUCUAACAGAUAGUGUUAUGAACAUGAAGUUACCUUUGAUAUCGGACCCUGGUAUAGUUUUGUAGAGGUUUUUGGGAACUCAAUAAAUAAAAUUUUACAAACAA
Molecule: messenger RNA, 6330 nt
Organism: Spodoptera frugiperda (fall armyworm)
Lineage: Eukaryota; Metazoa; Arthropoda; Insecta; Lepidoptera; Noctuidae
Product: monocyte to macrophage differentiation factor 2
Exons: 4
Coding region: 189-986 (265 amino acids)
Cellular component (GO): membrane
Molecular function (GO): pore-forming activity
Source: RefSeq, a predicted model, not a curated record